CAACCGGCGACCAUCACUCUUUCUAAUUCCGACUCCUCUCUCUCUCGCUCUGGGCUCGUGCGCUAGAACCGGAGCCGGUGAUGCUCGCCGAGCUGGCAUCGAAUUGCUUCACUAGGAUCCCUGACUUAUUGUUCAGUAAGGCAUUUUCGUCUUUCGUAGAGUUUAAUCUACUUCGGUAUCAGUUUCCGGGAGUAUAUGGAUUGGAACAAGCGGAAUGUUCUCAGCCAACGGCCAACUGUCCAGUUUAAAAGAAAAGGGAGCAGCAACCAGAAAGGGAACUUGAAUAAUUCAAACCGCGAACAGUCUUCAGGAAAUGCUCAAUCCCUUGAGACUGUGUAUCGUAUACUUUGCCCCUCUAAAAAAAUUGGUGGUGUAAUUGGGAAAGGUGGUGGCAUAAUCAAGUCCCUGAGGGAAGAGACCCGGUCCAAGAUUACAGUUUCUGAUUCUGUUCCUGGCUCAGAUGAGAGAGUAAUUAUUAUCUUUAGUCCGCCAACCAAAAUUUCGAGGAAACAAAAUAGUGAUGAAGAUUCACAUAAGGCUGAUGAACAGAAGCCCUUGGAGCCACACUGUGCUGCCCAAGAUGCACUAUUGAAAGUUCAUGACAGGAUUGUGGAGGAAGAUCUCUAUGAUGGGGUUACAUUUGAUGAUGAUAACGAGAAUAUUGUUGUCACAAGACUUCUAGUUCCAAACAACUUGGUAGGAUGUCUGCUAGGAAAGCGUGGGGAUGUUAUACAAAGAUUGCGAAGUGAGACACGUGCAAACAUUCGUGUUCUUCCUGCAGAUCAGCUUCCUACUUGUGCAAUGGAUACUGAUGAAUUGGUGCAGAUAUCUGGAAAACCGGACGUGGCAAAAAAAGCACUUUAUGAAGUGUCUACUCUAUUGCAUCAGAAUCCACGCAAGGACAAACCUCCUUUGGGAUUGGCUAUACCUUUUGGGGGUCAGGGGUUUCAUCUGCGAGGAGCCCCAAAUAUGUUCCCACCUGGCAAUCCAAUAUGGCCUAAUAGAGAACCUUCCCACGGUAUGCCACCAAUGCCAUGGAUAGGAGAAUGUGAAAAUCAUUCCUCUGGAUAUGGUCGAGGAGGUUUUGAUGGUGAUCCUGCGGGGCAUGGGGUUGAAGCUUCAGCUGAGUUUUUUAUAAAGAUUUUGUGUUCAGCUGGGAAAAUUGGUGGGGUUAUUGGCAAGGGGGGUUUUAAUGUGAAACAGUUACAAGAGGAAACAGGAGCCAAUAUUCAUGUUCAGGAUGCAUCAACAGAUUCAGAAGAACGUGUGAUUCGUGUCUCUGCUUUUGAGGUGCUGCGGAUUCCGAGGUCACAAACAAUUGAGGCAAUUCUUCAGCUUCAAAACAAAGCAAGUGAAUUAUCUGAUAAAGGUACGAUCACAACUAGGCUUCUUGUUCCAUCGAGUAAAGUUGGCUGCAUCCUUGGACAAGGAGGACAGGUUAUUAAUGAGAUGAGAAGGAGAACCCAGGCAGAUAUUCGUGUGUACUCGAAAGAUGAUAGGCCUAAGUGUGCAGAUGAAGAUGAAGAGCUUGUGCAGAUAUCUGGGAACUUUGCUGUUGCUAAAGAUGCUUUGGCUGAGAUUACAUCAAGACUGAGAAUAAGAACACUGCGUGAUACAAAUGCUGGAGAAGAACAUGCUCCUGUUGGCCCUCCGCCUAGAUUUGGUCCUCCAGGAAGCUUACCUGUUAAAGGAAUGCCACCACCACUUAGUGCAGUUAGAGCUGGUAGCUCUGGUCGAUAUGACCAUCUAAAGGUUGGCAGACAUGAAUAUGAACCAGAGGGAUACCCGGUCCCGCCUGCUGCUUCUGGCUAUCAAAGAGUCAACAGAGCUUUGGACAGUAGGAUUCCAAACAAUGCAGUGGGUUCUUUUACUGGAAUAGGAGGGAGCGAUGUUUCCCAUAUUGGAGAGGUUCCACGACCAAGAGUGAAAUACCAAGACUCGCAGAGUGGUGGUUUUGAACAAGUUGCUGAGAUCCGUGGUUCUGAUCAGUUGAAUGCAGCACAGAAUAUCCUUCAGGCCCUCAUGGCUUCCAUGGGUCAAAAUGCUAGUGCUCAGCCUAGUUCCCACCACAAUGCGAAUACUCGGCAAGGCUCCUACCCCAACAUCUCUGAUCAUCAAAGCCCGUACCACAUCAAUGCUCCAAGAAGUCCAUACAGAGUGAAUGCUCCACAGAGUCCAUAUCGAGUGAAUGCUCAACGAAGUCCAUUCCAAAUCAAGGCCCAGCAAAUCCCCUACCAAACCAAUGCUCAGCAAAGCCCUUACCAUAUCAAUUCUCAUCAACGGCCUUACCAACUCAAUGCUCAGCAAAGCUCCUAUCAGUUUAGGGCUCCACAAGGACCAAACCCAAACAUCAAUGCUCCACAAGGUGCACACCAUAACCUUAGCUCACAGCAAGGUGCGUACCAUAACCUUAACUCACAACAAGGUGCGUACCAUGACCUUAACUCACAGCAAGGUGCCUACAAGUACGGACCCUGAUGAGUUCAGAGUUUCUGUAUCAUAGUUAUUCUAGAUGACUGUUGGUGUUAUUAGUGUAACCAAUAGUAUACGUAGAAGAUACUUCUAUUUUGCCAAUCUACUUUCGAGCUUUUAGGUCUCGCAUAAGAAACACUGUUUUGUGCUUCGGGAGAUUCUAACACCAAGGAAUUUAUGAUACUAGUUUGCCC
This is a messenger RNA of Fragaria vesca subsp. vesca, 2666 nucleotides long. Its product is annotated as KH domain-containing protein At4g18375-like. The transcript is spliced from 9 exons. The record is from RefSeq and is a predicted model, not a curated record. Gene Ontology annotation, molecular function: mRNA binding. Gene Ontology annotation, cellular component: cytoplasm; nucleus. The coding region runs from base 196 to 2478 and encodes 760 amino acids. Lineage: Eukaryota; Viridiplantae; Streptophyta; Magnoliopsida; Rosales; Rosaceae. Gene Ontology annotation, biological process: regulation of gene expression.